Messenger RNA from Nerophis lumbriciformis (worm pipefish), 3030 nucleotides. Lineage: Eukaryota; Metazoa; Chordata; Actinopteri; Syngnathiformes; Syngnathidae. The record is from RefSeq and is a predicted model, not a curated record.
AUGGAUUACCACUGGAUACUUCUGCUGACAGCCGUGCUGCAAGUUACUUUCCACACAGGACGACCUGAGCCCAGCAUCACCCCACCGGGGCCCCACCUUGUGGUCCCACUUAACGCACCUUUUGACCUGCAUUGCCAGGGUGAAAAGGAGAUGGAGUGGCACCGAGAGGAGCGGCCCAAAGUCCGGGGAGAAAGACGGACGGAGGGCGCGUCAACGUUACACGUGGCCCGAGCGCUGCCCGUCCACAUGGGCCGCUACAUCUGCUUAGAGAGGAUGAGUGGCAGGCAGACGUCCAUCUAUGUAUUUGUCAACGAUCCUGACAACCCUUUCAGGAAAUCGAAGGUGUUCAAAAUCCUUACCCGCGUGGGCGACGCCGCUUCCAUUCCCUGCCUGGCAACCGAUCCCAGCCUGUCUGACCUGCACCUGGAGACGUGCUCCGGCGCAGCCCUGCCCCCCAGCCUGCGCCUUACCGCCAGCCUGGAGCAAGGCGUGGUGGUCCGAGACGCGCAAAAGGCUUACGAAGGGUGUUACGUGUGCGCUGGCAUGCUGAGUGGGCGGCCUGUGCGCUCACAUGACUACAACCUUAUGGUAAAGCCAGUCCCCAUGGCGCCCCCUGUCAUUGAGAUGCGUGCGCCCGAACGAGUUCUCCUCACCCUGAAUGAGGAUCUGGCACUCACCUGCAACACCACCAACGUCAACAGCGAGAUCAAGCUCAAGUGGGUCACCCCACCUGGCUCGGGUGCCGUCUGGUAUCCACAGCAACCAGUAAAGGUUGACACUGCGUCGCAUAUCCGGGCGGAGCACUUCGACCACAUGCGCAGCGCCACUCUGCGACUGACCGCCGCUGAGCGGCGGGACAGUGGACGCUACUGCUGCGAGGCAGAGAACGAGAAGGGUGUUAGCGUGCGCUCCGUGUGGCUCGAUGUCUACGACAAAGGAUUCCUCAACGUCACAUCCACGAGCAAUAGGACCAUCCACGUGCGCUCCGGUGAUAGCUUAUCCCUAGUAGUAGAGCUGGAGGCUUACCCCAGGCCGCAAACCUUCUCCUGGAGCUUCAUGGGCCACCAGUUGAAGAACAACAGCGACCACGUAAUCACCACGCAGAGCACGCGCAACUACAGGUACAGCAGCGAGCUGAGGUUAGUGCGACUGAAGACGUCGGAAGGCGGCGUGUACAUGUUCAAAGCCGCAAACCGCGAUGCAUCGCUGAAUGAGACAUUCACCAUCUUUGUGACCACUAAACCCGAGAUUGUGUCACACGAGGGCCCAGUGGACGGGCAAGUGCGCUGUGUGGCAGAAGGAUUCCCUGCCCCCAAGAUAACAUGGUACUACUGCGAGCAGCCCUACAUCAGGUGCUCCCAGCAGGUGAACGCCACCCAAGAAGAGACAGACAUCAUCACCAUCACACUGUUCAGCCCCAUGUUUGGAAAGACGGAGGUGGAAAGUCGGGUGAAUGUCAGCCGGGGACGCUUCAGUACACUGGAGUGUGUAGCAACGGUGGAAGGAGAGCAGGCCUAUACUCUUUUCUCCAUUAGUGAGAGAACAAUUCCCCAUGGUCUGUUCACCCCCCUGCUGAUCGGCUCGGUGUCGGCGGCCUCCGUCCUCUGCCUUGUCCUUAUUAUGCUCUUCUAUAAAUACCUGCAGAAACCUAAAUAUCAGGUGCAGUGGAAGGUUAUUGAAGGAAUCCACGGUAACAACUACGUGUACAUUGACCCCACCCAGCUUCCCUACGAUCACCAGUGGGAAUUUCCCAGAAACAACCUGCGUUUUGGGAAGAUACUAGGUUCCGGUGCUUUUGGAAAAGUGGUGGAAGCAACUGCGUAUGGACUCUCCAAGGCCAACUCUGUCACCACGGUGGCGGUCAAGAUGCUUAAAUCAAGUGCUCACUCAACUGAAAAGGAGGCCUUGAUGUCCGAGCUGAAGGUUCUCAGCUACCUGGGAAACCACAUGAACAUCGUUAACCUGCUGGGAGCCUGCACUGUGGGAGGCCCCAUCCUGGUGAUCACAGAAUACUGCUGCUUCGGCGACCUGCUAAACUUUUUACGGAGGAAGAGGGAGUCUUUUUUCUUCGCCAAGAUGGAAGACGACUGCUACUAUCGCAAUGUGAUGUCAGAGAGGGGCACUGCUGGCGACAGCUUGAACGGCUACAUGGCCAUGAGGCCUUCUGCCAUUGGCAAGCCGCCUCCUUCCUCAUCCUCAUCAUCCACAUCCACGGUAGAGAAAAGAAACUCUUUCCGCAAAGGCGGCUCCUAUAGCGAAGAAGAUGCGGAGGGGGAAAUGUUUGACGAUGACGGCCUGUCAUUGGAUACGGAAGACCUGCUCAGCUUCUCCUAUCAAGUAGCCAAGGGAAUGGAAUUCUUAGCGUCCAAGAAUUGCAUCCACAGAGACCUGGCAGCCAGAAACAUUCUGCUCACCCAAGGGCGAGUGGCAAAGAUCUGUGAUUUCGGCUUGGCCCGAGACAUCACUACAGAUUCCAACUAUGUAGUCAAAGGCAACGCUCGGCUGCCGGUCAAAUGGAUGUCUCCGGAGAGCAUUUUUGAAUGUGUGUACACGUUCGAGAGUGACGUGUGGUCGUACGGCAUCCUGCUUUGGGAGAUCUUCUCGUUGGGAAACAGCCCUUAUCCCGGAAUGCCUGUGGACGGCAAGUUCUACAAGCUGAUUAAAGAAGGAUACAGACUGGACUCUCCUGAGUUUGCACCCUGUGAAAUGUAUCAGAUCAUGCGGUCCUGCUGGGAGGCCAACCCAGUCCAAAGACCCCCCUUCAGGAAAGUGGUAGAGAGAAUUGAACAGCAGCUGUCAGACGCCACCAAACAUAUCUAUCUGAACUUCAGCUCCCGUCUCAUGGUGCCGCCCAGACCCAACACUUCCGCCACCGCAGAGGAGGACGACGACAACGACAAUGAAGAGAACAGAAUCUCCGACACAGCUAUACAGCUCAGCUCAAAUGGCAACAGUGCUCCGACACAGCCCUUGCUAGUCCAUCACCAGGUUUUCCUGGAAGGCAUGGGCGUCGGAGUCCAACGGGUGUGA